Molecule: messenger RNA, 759 nt
Organism: Cooperia oncophora
Lineage: Eukaryota; Metazoa; Nematoda; Chromadorea; Rhabditida; Trichostrongylidae
Source: the annotation of a GenBank genome assembly
AUGGCAGUGCUACCGAACAAGGCGCAACUGCCUACUGGAAUCGCAGCUGUUCGUCCGCAUCUGGAGCAAGUAGACAAUGUACCGCUUCUCGUUGGGCUUAUCACUGAUUGCACGCCUGAGGCGAGUCUUCAAAUGUUGGAGAUAAUGCAGGAAUACGGAGAGUUGGUGUUGGCCGUCGGUUCAUCUCUGUCAAUUGUGAAUACCAGCGUGUUCCUUCAGGCCGACAUUUCCAUAAGUGUCCUGCCAGUGGGAGACUGGCAGUGUUCCAUGAGUUCUGGGCCGAAUUGGCAGACUGUCAAAAAUGCAACCGACAGUCUCAUGAGCAUCGCCAGUGAUUUUCGGCUAAGAUUCGAACAAGUUUUCUUGACGACCUUCGUAGAGCUGCCACUUCUCACACUGGGAUCAGUUUUUACUCCGUUCCGUCCGAGAUCGAACGUAAUUCGAAUCUCGUCAAAGAAUUCAGCCACUGUGCCCCGUCGAGACAUUAAAUGGGCGACGAUCACAUUUUUCAUCGUCUUCUUUCCUUCAUCACUUUUUCUCGUGUUGUUCUUUUUCCUUUUGCUGAUUCGAAACUCAACAGUUACCUGCUCCUUUUCCGAUGUCGUCUGUGCCGUUGCGGCUGAACAUGCCAGAGAUGCCCCUCUUUCAACAAUGGCUAUUCGUCACGUUGUUGGUCUUCAUGUAAGUGUCUUCUUUUUACUGCAAUGUCAUUCAAAUCGUUUUCGUAGUCACAGGUUAUCUUUUCCCAUGCACACUUGA